Messenger RNA from Amblyraja radiata (thorny skate), 5517 nucleotides. It is a transcript of the gene smpd4, whose product is annotated as sphingomyelin phosphodiesterase 4. Gene Ontology annotation, molecular function: sphingomyelin phosphodiesterase D activity. Gene Ontology annotation, biological process: glycerophospholipid catabolic process; ceramide biosynthetic process; sphingomyelin catabolic process. Lineage: Eukaryota; Metazoa; Chordata; Chondrichthyes; Rajiformes; Rajidae. The coding region runs from base 71 to 2566 and encodes 831 amino acids. The record is from RefSeq and is a predicted model, not a curated record. The transcript is spliced from 19 exons.
CUCUCCCGCUGACUCGUCGCCGGCGCGGGCUGAUGACGCGGGAGAUUGAAGCGGGAGCGCGGUGGGAACCAUGUCGGCUCUGCCUCUGCAGCAGCCCAGUUACCUGUUGGCACUUCUUAAAGCAGAUAUUGUGAGCAAGACUCUAAUUCAGAGAUGCUUGGACUUAUCCAAGGUGAUAGAAGACUACUCUGCCAAGGAGCUUCAUUUUGUUUUCCCAUGGCUAAUGGAGACGGUCUUCGGGACUCAUGAUGGGCCUGCUGUGGGUUGGAACUUGCGAUAUUUGCAGGGCCGAAACAAUCCAACUGAUUAUACAGCUGUGGUGGAGUUCUUGGAUCCCAGUGGCCCAAUGAUGAAGUUGGUUUAUAAACUGCAGGCUGAAGAUUACAAGUACGAAUUCCCCAUCUCGUAUCUUCCUGGUCCUGUGAAGGCAUCGCUCCAGGAAGGUGUCCUGCCAGAUUUCCCACUCUAUCACAACAAGCUCCAGUUUCCCCUCUCUGGGGUGACCAGCCUCAGCCUCUCACUCAAUCCCUUUGAAUACUAUUUCUUCAAUUUGGCGAUGCACCUUACAGCACCACGGAGUUGCCCACUGGGACACCUCUUCAGCACCUCAGAUAGUGCCUAUUUUGUGGUGGUUGAUCGGUAUCUGCAAUACUUCCUUCCAGUAGAAGGGAACGUGCCACCUUCACCUUUCAUAAAUGCCUGUGGCACUGUCUCUCCUCCAACACCAAGAGUACAGAAUGUCCCCUUUACCUCCUACGGCGGGCCCCACACCAGCCUACUGAAGCGGCACAUAUCCCACCAACCCUCAGCAACAACAGACCCAGCUGCACAGGAAAUAUGGAGAUCGGAAACAUUGCUUCAGAUCUUUAUUGAAAUGUGGCUUCACCAUUAUUCUUUGGAGCUGUAUCAAAAAAUGCAGUCUCCCCACAUCAAGUUGGAGGUGCUACAGUACCGCCUGGGUAUCUGCAGUACUCAGUACAGCACAGCGUCUCCACUGCCUGGCCACGGCACCUUCCACACCUACCAAGAACAUUUCACUCCUACAGAGGAGCACGUGCUCAUGGUGAGGCUGCUGAUCAAACAUCUCCACUGGUUCGCCAAUAGCAUCAAACAGGAGCAGGUGGCUCCCUCGGCUCAUUCUCACACAGGCAGCCCAUUGGAGGAUUUCAAGAGGGCAGUGAUUUCGUGCUUCUUUCAGCAAAAUCUCUACGUGUUCUUGCAGCAGUGCUUCACUCACUGGCCAUUGGAUGCUUCCUUCAGAGCUGUUUUGGAAACUUGGCUCAGCUACCUGCAGCCGUGGAGGUACGCAGCAGAAAAACCGCUCGGCUUGAUGGAGACCGCCGAUCGCAGUGUGCCCGACAAAUGGGCCACUUUUGUACAGGACAAUUUGCUGAUGUUUACAAAGCUCUUCCAAAGCUUUCUGAAUCGAGCUUUGCGCACUGAUCUUGUCAGCCCCAAGAACGCAUUGAUGGUGUAUCGAGUGGCCAAGGUUUAUAGCCAGCCGAACCUUGCCGAGUUAAUCAAGGAAGCUGAGCGCCGGUUCCUGGAGCCCGACCCCAUGCACCAUCCACGGCAGCACCGAGUGUACGCAUCCCCAGUCUUCGGCAGCAGCUUCAUGUCCACGUGGCAUUCCCCAGCAGUGGACACCACCUUCCGCGUGAAGAGCCACGUCUACAACCUGGAGGGCCAGGACUGUGUGUACAAGCAGAUGUUUGGUCCUGAAGUCAGGGGCAUGGUGAUGAAACUGGCCCAGUUAAUAGCACAGGCCAAGCAGACGGCGAAAUCCAUCUCUGACCACACUGCCGAGCAGUACACUGGCCACACACUCAUGUCUCUACUGGGCCUUUCCACCUACGAUUUCAAUGUCUCUGCUUAUGGAGGCAAUGACUUGGAUGACCUGGGUCCUGACGGGAUCCGAAAAACCGAUGAAUAUUUGGAAAGGUCGCUGGAAUACUUGUGUCAGACGUUCAAGCUCAGUACCCCUCACCUGGCGCCCCUGGCAGCGAACGUGGGAGCUACUAGUGACGAGAACGGGCGGCACCAGCUGCCCGACUGCAUUCAGGGAGACAGUGGGCUGACCCUGACCCCGCUUGGCCGCUAUCAGAUUAUAAACGGGCUGCGGAGGUUUAAUGUGGAGUACCAGGGGGACCCGGAGCUCCAGCCGAUUCGUAGCUACGAGAGCAGCGUGCUGGUGCGUCUGCUCUACCGCUUGUCAUCGGCCAUCAACCUGCGGUUUGCUGAUGAAAUGGUGACCAUGUGCCAGGAUGAGGGCAUGAUGGGGAAACUGGCCCGCUACUACCUGACCAGCCCGGAGCAGAAUGACCGGGUGCAGCACAGCCCCGUGCCCCACUGCGGUCUCCAGCAACCCGCACCCCGGCACUCGCGGCUCAGCCUGCGCUUCCUGGCCAGCUACCGCCUGCACUUCUCUCUCUUCCUCUGCCUGGUGAUCGGGAGCACGCUCAGUCUGAACCCCCUGACGUCGUUCGUCCUGACCCUGACUUUGUGGUUUCUCUACGGCGUCGUGUGGGCUCUCUGCUCCGAUUUUACAAAGCCCCACCAGGCCUGAGCAUGGCGGGUGUCGGCACAACCUCGCCAAGGGACUGGAGCUUCGUUUUGGAUCAAAGCCAAGGGUUUGUUUUUUUAAUGAUUUCUGAACAGUUCUUGCUGUUGCCGUUGUACAUGUGCAGAGAACAAAUUAUUUUUACAAUGGUGUCAUUCCUUUGUGACAAUGUUCUAAUUUCAAUAUUCGAUGCAAUAUAAUUUGUGGUAAAGUUUUGUCCCACGAACUUCAUUUGAGGAAGUUUGGGGAUUGUUGUGUGUGAGCGGUUGCCUGUGUUAGAUCUCCUCUCCGUCCACAAGUUUGUUUUUAAGCUGCGUGUUUUGUCUCCGCGCUCCGAUGGACCCCGUCACUCCCGCUGCCUCCACCCCUGAUGGCUCGGUGUCGACUCUGGGUUAGUCCUAACCCCGCUACUGAGCACAGCUCAUGUAGGGCCAGCACUCAUCCAGUCGUCUGAACUCAUUCCGUGUGGACAUCACCACAAACUGAUCGUUGAGAAGCCUGUGGUAAAAUGGUGCCUCCUCCUCCGGGUGGAUUCUGUCAUCUUUCCUAACUGCUAACUGCGGCCAGGUGCUCAAAGAUAUGGGAUAGUGGGUUGGAACAGGGAGGAGGAGGAAUGAGAGUGGGGCGUGUAAAUCCAUAUUGUCCUGUUUCUUUGCAACAUUGGAGAACGUUCGGCCCAUCAAGUCUGUGCCAGGCUAUGGAAGAAUCCCCCAUCUCUCCCGUCCUUGUUUUCUCUGCAUCAGCUGCCCAUCACCUCCACACCAGGGCUAAUUCACCGCUCGGCCCCUCUCUGCAAUGUGGGACAAAGCAUGAAACCCACAAGAAUACCACAUGGGCAGCACCGAAGGUCAGGAUGGAACUGCGAGUUGGCAGCAGUGCUGACCACUGUGCCAUCCGGGACUGGCAUUGAUAAAUGAAUAAUGCCAGUGACAGUGUAUGCAAUGUUUCCAAGCCCCAGAUCAAGCAGGAAACAAGCACUAACACACCAGUUGAAAUGGCCAGAUAAACGGUUCCAGUAAAUGGGACGUGCUGUCUGCCACUACACGCCAGCUGCAGCCUUUCACACCAUGGCAUAUGCUCUACAUUCUCUCCUCUAACAUUGUGACUUAGUAACAGUGCAAACUCCAGCACCUACAGCCAGAUCCAAUGCUGUACUCCUCCACUGAACCUGGGGGAUUUGCUUUUCUCUCUUGCAUCGUGACCCCUUGGUCCAAACACCCCUCCCCGUCCCCUGUGGACAUCCUGUUCACGGUGCAACACUUGCCCCUACACCUCACUCACCUCCAUCCAGGGAUGUAAACAGCCCUUCCAGGUGAGGCAGAGAUUCACCUCUGCUACCCUUGUCGACUGCAUUCCAUGCUCCCGAUGGCUCCUGGCGAAGGCAGACGAGGUGACCAUUUUGCAGAGCACCUGCCCAUCAGGACUUCCCAUUUGCAGGUUGUUUCAAUUCCCAUUUCCAUACUGACCUGGGGUAAGGAGACCUGUGGUUGAGCAGGUGGAUGGAACCAGGGGGAAAGGGGGUCUGUUUUCUUCACUGCCAGAACGAUAGAAAAUAGGUGCAGGAGGAGGCCAUUUGGCCCUUCGAGCCUGCACCACCAUUCAUUGUGAUCGUGGCUGAUCAUCCGCAAUCUGUAACUCGUGCCUGCCUUCUCCCCAUAUCCCUUGAUUCCGCUAGACCCUAGAGCUCUAUCUAACUCUCUUUUAAAUUCAUCCAGUGAAUUAGCCUCCACUGCCUUGUGACAGAGAAUCCCACAAAUUCACAACUCUGGGUGAAAACGUUUUUUCUCAUCUCAGUUUUAAAUGGCCUCCCAAUGUGUCCCCUGGUUCUGGACUCCCCCAACAUUGGGAACAUAUUUCCUACAUCUAACCUGUCCAGUCCUUUUAUAAUUUUAUAUGUUUCUAUAAGAUUCCCUCUCAUCCUUCUAAAUUCCAAUGAAUACAAGCCCAGUCUUCCCAAUCUUUCCUCAUUUGACAGUCCCGCCAACCUCGUGAACCAACGCUGCACUGCCUCGGUAGCAAGGAUGUCCUUCCUCAAAUUAGGAGGCCAAGACUGCACACAAUACUCCAGAUGUGGUCUCACCAGGGCCCUGUACUACGGCAGAAGGAGCAAUACUCAAAUCACUCGUUAUGAAGGCCAACAUGCCAUUAGCUUUCUUCACUGCCUGCUGUACCUGCAUGUUUACUUUCAGUGACUGGUGUACAAGCACACCCAGGUCUCGUUCCACUUCUCUUUUUCCUAAUCUGACACCAGUGAGAUAAUAAUAUGCCUCCUUGUCCUUGCUGCCAAAGUGGAUAACCUCACAUUAUACUGCAUAUAAUGUGGCCCUUUCGACAUUAUCCUGCAUAUAAUGUAGAGACCAAACAUAAACUAGAGGAAGAGCGGCUGAUAUUCCACAUGGGCAGUCAACAACCCGAUGGCAUGAACACCGAGUUUAAUGAUUUCAGGUAACCUGCACCUACUGUGUGUCCCCACUCUCUUCUCUACAUCGACCCAUUACACACCUCACACACACGUUGCCACCCUUUCUCCAUCUGGUUCCAUCUGCCUUUCACAGCUCCUCCAAUGGUUCCCACUAUCACCCCCUACAUCAGAUUCCAGUACUAAAUGCUUAUAUUCCCUCUUAUCAUCAUAAACCAAUGUCAAUAAUGUCCUCCGGCAGCCAUCUCCGCCAUUACCCAACUCCAGCCCUUCCCUAUUUGGCUGCACAUCCAUGUCAUCCGCCAUGAAAAUUGGCGGGAGGGUUUUGACAGUGCAGAGAAGUAUUGGGCUGCAGUGAUAUUGAUGUGGGUGAAGUGGCAGCUGUGGAUUAAUCCAGACAAAUGUGAGGUGUUGCAUUUUAAUGAAGGAAAUGAACCCGUACAACAUUCACAAGUCACUGCCCAGACAAUUGUGCUCUCAUGGAAUUUAUGUGGGAAACAAUGUAAAUAAAUAAAACUAUUUAUUCUUAUUCAAUGCA